AUGAAUAGCGACAAUAAACCCGAUAUUAUUGUUGCAAACAAUGGUGGUAGCUCCGUCGGUGUUCUUCUCAAUGCAGGCAGCGGCACUUUUAAUGCCCAAACUGUUUACUCAGUUAAUAGUAGCCCCGUGUCAGUAGCAGUCGUCGAUGUGAAUAGCGACAAUAAACCUGAUAUUAUUUUUGCAGACCAGUUUUCGGACAACGUCUGCGUUCUUCUCAACGGAGGCAGCGGCACUUUUAAUGCUGAAACUACUUACUCAAUUGGUGGUGAUCCAACAUCAGUAGCAGUCGUCGAUGUGAAUAGCGAUAAUAAACCCGAUAUUGUUGUUGCAAACGCUGAUUCAAACAACGUCGGUGUUCUUCUCAACACAGGCAACGGCACCUUUAUUGCUCAAACUACUUACCUAGUUGAUAGUCAUCCAUAUUCAGUAGUAGUCGUCGAUGUGAAUAGCGACAAUAAACCCGAUAUUGUUGUUGCAAACCAGGUUUCGAACACUGUCAGUGUUCUCUUACAUUGUUAA
Messenger RNA from Adineta steineri, 519 nucleotides. Lineage: Eukaryota; Metazoa; Rotifera; Eurotatoria; Adinetida; Adinetidae. The record is from the annotation of a GenBank genome assembly.